Molecule: messenger RNA, 4508 nt
Organism: Sebastes umbrosus (honeycomb rockfish)
Lineage: Eukaryota; Metazoa; Chordata; Actinopteri; Perciformes; Sebastidae
Gene: krt222
Product: keratin 222
Exons: 13
Coding region: 1310-2920 (536 amino acids)
Source: RefSeq, a predicted model, not a curated record
UUGAUAGUUUAACAGUAUCUCACUUUUUACAAUAUGGGACUUUCAAGUCCUUUCUUUUAGCAUGACUUCAUUUUUUUAAUGUUUACAUCUUGUAUACAUUUAAAUAGUUAUGUUAUUAUGUCGCAAAUUUGAAUUUGACGUGAGAUCUAGUGACUACUUGAGUAGACAUUACGAUUGAAAAUGGUUGGCAACAGUGAGUUAGUCGUUAACUUUGUCUGUCCAGGCAGAUAGCAUACAGUGGGUUUAUCAUAGCUUUUUUGCUUCAAACAAAUUAGGCUGAUGAGAGCUGAGAGACUGAACCAAAAUGGCAGAGUUGAGGGCCAGAAAACCAAAACAAUGAGAUGCUAAAACUGAGCCAACGGAAACAGUAGAGUUGGAUUUCCUGUGGGUUUGUCACUACGAGCGACUUUUCUUUUUCCCUUUCACAUUUGAGUAGUUGGUACAAUGAUUACAAUGCUUCUUUUCUGUAGAAGCAUAGAUCACGAGUGCUUGAAUGACUUGACAGGCAUAAAUAAGUCAUGUGGGUCACAGGUGUGACAUGGUAUUGUUAAGACCUACUGUUAUUGCAGUCUUUUAUAAUACCUUUACACAGAAAGUAAAAGCACAUGAAACAUGCUUUAGCUGAACAUAGCCCCUACAGCGUAUAGUCUAGUAAAGAGUUUAUGUGGGGAUAAUCCUUUCUGCGGUUUUGGAUUUAAACCACAAUACCUUCCACGCCAGAACUCAAGAGGGUCCUUGUACAGAGAAUGAGGGAUCACAUCAGAAAACGAUCAAAGAGCUCCUAAGCGCCCACCCUUGCGGGGAAACAGAGGCAGAGGAAUGUAAAGUCACAGAGGUCAGUUACGUCAUUCCCCUGGCCAAACACUCCUGCGAAUAUCGUGCGACAGAGAGAGAUUUCUUGGAUCGUCGUGGGAGCAGCAUGACAAAAAACAGGCUUGGUGGCAUUCCCUGUUUGCAGUCACAGCAUCAUUUGUCCCACACACUGAGAACAGAGUUACCUGCAACGCCCUGGCAGGUGCUGUUUUUCCAGGAUUUUAACAAACAACGUUAUUAGUCAUCGUCAUCAUCAUCCCUGGUCUCUUGUCAACAGCCUUCCUAAGAGGGUGUGGGAGUGUGAUGACGGGGUCUGCUGCUGAUGACCUGGGACACAGUGGGAAGGAGAGAGUGUUGACCAGAUCGCUGUACAGGAAUGUGGCUAAGCUGUGGGGAGUGGUGGAUCAGCCCAGUGUGACCAGGAGCACAAACUGAGGAACGUUUAACUACACUUACUGUGCUUUGUUCGUGGAAGGCCACGUUGCCAUAAGCCUCCAUGGACAUGCUGCAGGACUCCAGUCACACCAUGUGGGGUCUGAACGCCCGCUUGAAGGGCUUCCUGGAGCAGGUUAACAGGCUGCAGGAGACCAACCAGCGGCUGGAGGCUCAGAUAGGCGACUGGGUCAUCAGAAGCACCUCACGCUCCCGGGACUGGUCCCAGCAGGAACAGAAUGUCAAGGAGCUCCGUGUCCAGGUUGGUGACAUGCUGAUGGAGAAUGCCCAGCUGGCGUUACAGUCUGACAGCAUGAAGUCCAGAGCUGCUGCCAUCCAGGCCAGGUGUGAGACGGAGGAGAAGAACACCAGGCAUCUGGAGCAACAGGUGGCUCUGCUCAGGGAGUCAAAGAGGAAGGCGGAUCAGAGCAGCACGACGCUGCAGGCAGACCUUCGCCGCUCCGUGACAGAUCUGCAGGAGAUGCACCACGAGUUUGAGGCAGCCCGGGCUCUGCAGCUGCAGCGGGCCGGCUCCUGCGAUGCUCUGUUAGCGACGGCCACAGCAGCAGCAGCAGCAGGAGGAGAGGAGGAGGAGGAUGGCACAGGGAUGGAGCUCACCCAGCUCCUUGACCGAAUCAGAGCGGCGCAGUGCAACCAGGCCAGACUUCCCGGCCUGGGCGAGAGACACCUCGGCCUGCUGGGUGCUGUGUCAAAUCCACUUCCAGGCCCGGUCGGGCCCAGUCGCUCUGGAGCAGCAGCAUCCAGAACACACGGAGGAGUUCUCAGUGAGGAAGAGGCAGCGUGGAUGCAGGUGAGCCUCGGCGGCGCUGCCCUGAGGGAGGCCCGGGCCGAGUUAGCUGAGGCCAGGAGGCAAUGGCACUCUCUGCAGGUGGAGAUUGAGACCCUACAUGCCUUGGAGAAAGGCCUGGAGAGCUCCCUGCAGAGCACCCAGCAUCUGUACUCCAGCCAGCUGCAGGAUCUUUCCCAGGUGAUCACCGGGCUGGAGAGCGAGCUGGAACAGGUGAGGAGCGGCCUGGCAACCCAACGCCAGCGCCACAGCCAGCUGCUCAACACCAAGAUGAGGCUGGAGCGGGAGAUCGGCACUUACCGACGUCUGCUGGAGCGCGAAGAGGGCAGGUACAUGGGCCGAAAUGGGCAACCAAUGAGUCUGCGGCCCUGGAGGUCUUCCACGGAGGAGUCCAAAGAGAACAGGCUAGAGAACGGCUUCAGUGACCCUGCUGUUACUCCGGACGAACCAAAGUCUGAGCCCCUGCCUGAAAUACCUCCACUCCUCCCAGCAGACAGUGGGCUAAAGAGAAGCAUACUGCGUAGACAGCAAAGCCUUGUGAUACUCACAGAGCCAGAAAAAGAUAAAGACUUGCCACUCUCCACUGUGAAGACUCAGGAGAUUCUUCAGGGCAAUGUGGUGCGGGAGAGUGCUGUGGGUCACGGCACCAUUGAGACAGAGAAGAUUGACAAGGUGAUAAAGCAGUGGGAGGGCUCCUUCUUCAGAGGGAAUCCCAAACUGCGGAAGAAGUCGGUGUCGUUGCGCUUUGACCUGCACAUGGCUGCGGCCGACGAGGGGUGUGCCCAGACCAAACAGGACAGCCUCCCCGACGUGGAGGUGCGUCUGAUCAUGAAGAGAUCUCGCAGCAUCUCGGCUAUCACUCAGUGACUCUUACCGGUUCGCCAGAGUCAAGUUUGAGGUUACACUGGUGAUGUUAUAGAAUAUAACAGCUGUGUCAUUGACUUUUGGGAUAUUAUACCAACCAUUAUCAUCAUGCUUAAUAUGUAUUUUCAAAAUCACAACAUUUUAUUGACCUUUGCAUCACAACUGAUGACUGAUUCUCUCAUCAAAUCUGGAUUCCCGCAGGAUAAACAUUACCCAUCAGGCUUCUGUGCUGAUCUAAUGGGGCCAUUUUUAUAGUGUCAGAAAACCAUCAUCAAAUAUAUCAGACCUACAUCCAUCACCUUACAGAGGAUAACAGUUUGAUCUGUAAACAUAUUUCUUCAUCUUCACUCUAGAUGAAGAAGAAGUGUCUCUCAGUACUGUCAUUGUUUCAGUAUGAGGGUCACUGGACAAGAGAUUAUGGCGAUCAUAUGACUCUGCUUAACUACAGCAUUUAAUUAACACACAACAUACAGGAGGCUGAGUGCACAGAUAGAUGGAGAUAGAUGGAGAUAGAUGGAGGCGAGUCACAGAUAACUAUGAGCUGCUGUGAACUAUGUAAAGGUGGAUUUCUUUUGUAUUUUUUCUUUAAGAGACUGUGCGGAAAUUAUUGGGGGGGGGCAGAAAAGGAUUAUGGGUUUUUUUAUUAGUAAUUGAAUGUUAUCCCUCUAGUUAGCACUUAAUUUGUCACUUUCCAAUAACAGCUCCCACCUUCACUUUAUUCUGCAUCUAAACAGAAAGCAGCACUACAGUAAAGUAGAAUGUGUAAAAAAAAAAAUCUUACACAAUCUUAAAUUCUUUGUGCACUUUUUUUUAUUAAUAGCAAAAAUAAUUGUAACAAUUCAAUAGAGCUAUAUUACUUUAAUAUUUUGUGGGGAGGGUGUUGCAAGGGUCCAGUGAAAAUAUUAAUAAUUCUGAAGAAGGUCGUGCUUAUUUAAAAAAAAAUUCCCCCCCAUUCCCACCCUAUUAAUUUCCCUACAGUACCUAAAUGCUUGCACUGCACACACACACACACACACAGCACUUAGAAGAACAUCAGCACUGAGAGAUAUCCAGGUUGUGUGCACUUUGAGGGUAUUUCAUCGAUGCAGUUCAUUCUCUUUGUGGAGAAAAAAAAUCUUGCAACUCAGCUGAUAAUGUAGCUAUAUUUCAUGAUGCAUUAUCGCAAAAAAAAACAAAAAACAGCUCACUGUGAUGUUAACAGCAGUGAGGCUCUCAACACUCACCGUGUCUCAGAGAAUUUAGAUUCCCUGUCUUAACCAGAGGAGGGCAGUAUUUGUAAAUAGUUAACACUGCAGUGUAUCUUCAAUGCUCAACUCGGGUUGUGUAUCUGUUACACCUUAGAUUAAGAGUUUUUAUGCAACAUUUUGAGUUGGCACCAAAGAUGUUAAAAUAAGAAAAAGGAUCAUUGUGCAUUGUAUUUGGGUGCCUCAGAAUAUAUAUUCUAUUUAAAGAUAUUAUCUAUGCAGUUCUGUGCUUGGUUUUGCUUUGCUUCAUGAAGCACACUUCAUUUGGGGAGCUCUGUAACUUCAGAAUGAAGCAUUAUGCUUUUAUCUAACAAUUUAUCAUUUAAAAUAAAAUAAAAAAAUGUGCA